AUGACAGUACCAGUUAUUUACUUUAUCCUAGUCUUCCAGUUUCCACCUACUAUACCAUGGUGCAAGGUGCCUCAUAUUGACAAAAUUAAACACCAGUUCUGUAUUGACAAUGUCACAAGUAACUGUGAGGAGUUUGUGAAAAAUCUCACCAUACCAAAACAUCGAAAAAAUGUUGGAUGUGGCUCUGUGUUGACAUAUGACCAAUGUCAUCGUUAUGAUAUCUCGUAUGAAACCAUGUCCUACGUCACAAGGGGAAGUAUUCAAAGCUACUUCAACAACACUAAAACAGUAGAAUGCGACAUUGGAUGGGAAUAUGAUGAAUCGUAUUCAACAGUAACAUCAGAAUUUGACUUAGUUUGUGGUCGAAGUUACCUGAAUACACUAGUAUUAACUGUUAAUAUGACGGGAAUGCUUGUGGUUUCAGAACAUGUAGGACCAACAAAGCGCGCUAUGGUUGGGUUAAUAUAUCCCAUAUUCUUCAGUAUUGGUUACAUGCUACUAGCUGUAUAUGCAUAUUUUAUACGAGAAUGGUGGAAACUACAGUUAGCAACUAUUGCUCCAUCUCUAGUUUUUUUGAGUUACUGGUGGAUCAUUCCAGAAUCACCAAGGUGGUUAAUAUCUAAAGGACGUAUAGAAGAAGCGAAGAAGAUCAUACAAUUGAGUGCUAGAGUAAAUAACAUCACAAUUCCAAAGAAUGCGCUUGAUGGACUCAGAGAACAGAAAAAAUAUGAAACCAAUGACCAAACGAAGCAUAGAGCCAUUGAUCUUCUGAAAUUCCCAAAUAUGAGAAAGAAGACUUUAAUAUUGUUUUACUUUUGGUGCAUUUGUGGGCUUGUGUAUUUUGGUAUAUCUUUUGGUACAUCAAAUCUUGGAGGCAAUCCAUAUUUGAAUGUAUUCAUUGCUGCUGCAGUGGAAAUACCAGCAUAUGGCGUUUCAUUUGUGAUGAUGGAAAAUGGUAGAAUUGGAAGACGGUGGUCUGCGUUUUGUAGUAUGGGGUUUUGUGGUGUUUCAAACAUCGCUUUAAGCUUCGUUCCUGCGUGCGGACACAUGGUUUGGAUACGAACAACAUUAACAAUGCUUGGAAAAUUUUGUAUAACAACUAGUUUUGCAAUAAUAAUAAUAUUUUCUGCAGAAAUAUUCCCUACAGCAUUAAGAACAACAGGUGUAGGGAUGUGCAGUGUAUUUACACGUGUCGGUGGCAUUAUCGCACCUCAAUUAAUGGUACUUGGUGAUGUUUGGAAACCACUUCCUGCAGUUGCUUGUGGUAUCACGUCUAUUGUUGCCAGUGUCCUGGUAUUAUUUUUACCGGAAACAAAAGGCGAGAACUUACCUGAAACAUUUGAGCAAGCAGAACAGUUUGGCAAAAAAGCCAAAGCAGCGCAUGACGUUUCACCACAUGAGAGAUACAGAGAAUUAACAAAAAAUGAAGAAAUGGAACUGGAAACAGUUUUGAUAAACGAUCCAACUAGUCCUCUCAAAGAAAGCUUAAGCAAGCUCUAA
Saccoglossus kowalevskii is the source of this 1500-nucleotide messenger RNA. Its product is annotated as organic cation transporter protein-like. The record is from RefSeq and is a predicted model, not a curated record. Lineage: Eukaryota; Metazoa; Hemichordata; Enteropneusta; Harrimaniidae. Gene Ontology annotation, cellular component: membrane. Gene Ontology annotation, molecular function: transmembrane transporter activity. Gene Ontology annotation, biological process: transmembrane transport.